This is a messenger RNA of Schistosoma margrebowiei, 339 nucleotides long. The record is from the annotation of a GenBank genome assembly. Lineage: Eukaryota; Metazoa; Platyhelminthes; Trematoda; Strigeidida; Schistosomatidae.
AUGAAUUGCUCUAGAACUAAAAAUUAUACUACUACUACUACUACUACUACUACUACUACUACUACUACUACUACUACUACUACUACUACUACUACUACUACUACUACUACUACUACUACUACUACUACUACUACUACUACUACUACUACUACUACUACUACUACUACUACUACUACUACUACUACUACUACUACUACUACUACUACUACUACUACUACUACUACUACUACUACUACUACUACUACUACUACUACUACUACUACUACUACUACUACUACUACUACUACUACUACUACUACUACUACUACUACCAGAAUGUUUAAUGAAUGUAGUUUGUAA